Messenger RNA from Anguilla anguilla (European eel), 2308 nucleotides. It is a transcript of the gene ptgs2b, whose product is annotated as prostaglandin-endoperoxide synthase 2b. Gene Ontology annotation, biological process: response to oxidative stress; cyclooxygenase pathway. Gene Ontology annotation, cellular component: neuron projection; cytoplasm. The record is from RefSeq and is a predicted model, not a curated record. Lineage: Eukaryota; Metazoa; Chordata; Actinopteri; Anguilliformes; Anguillidae. The transcript is spliced from 10 exons. Bases 57 to 1898 code for a protein of 613 amino acids. Gene Ontology annotation, molecular function: oxidoreductase activity, acting on single donors with incorporation of molecular oxygen, incorporation of two atoms of oxygen; prostaglandin-endoperoxide synthase activity; heme binding.
ACCACUGAAGUAACUUUAGGGAACUUUAAGGCGCACCGUGAAGAGAAGGCAUUGGAAUGAACAAAAUCAUAUUUUUUGUUGCUCUUCUAUCUGCGGAGAUUUUGACCUGCAAGGGAGCCAAUCCGUGUUGUUCAAUGCCAUGCCAGAACAGGGGUGUGUGCACGUCGAGAGGCGCCGAAUCGUAUGAGUGCGACUGCACAAGAACUGGAUAUUACGGCGAGAACUGUACCACCCCGGAAGUUUUGACGUGGAUUAAAACCAAGCUGAAGCCAACCCCCAACACUGUACAUUAUAUUCUAACGCAUUUUAAAGGAUUCUGGAAUAUCUUGAACAACAUUCCGAUUUUAAGGGAUGGUAUCAUGCGUUAUGUAUUGACUUCCCGGGCACAUUUGAUCGACAGCCCUCCUACCUACAAUUCAGAUUAUGGUUACAAAAGCUGGGAAGCGUAUUCAAACCUCUCCUAUUACACACGAACCCUACCGCCUGUACCUGAAGAUUGCCCAACACCCAUGGGAGUUGCGGGUAAGAAAGCACUGCCUGAUGUUAAGCUGGUGAUGGAGAAGUUUCUACUGAGGCAAAAGUUUAUCCCGGACCCUCAAGGCACCAGUCUAAUGUUUGCAUUCUUCGCUCAGCAUUUCACACACCAGUUCUUUAAAUCAGACGUAAAACGUGGGCCAGCCUUCACCACAUCUCUCGCUCAUGGGGUGGACUUAAGUCACAUAUAUGGAGGUAACCUGGAGAGGCAGCACAAACUGAGACUUUUCAAGGAUGGCAAGCUCAAGUUCCAGGUGGUGGAUGGGGAAGUGUAUCCUCCUACAGUGAAGGAGGUCCAGGUGGACAUGCACUAUCCUCCCCAUGUCCCCGAGGAGCACCGCUUUGCCGUGGGCCAUGAAGCAUUUGGGCUGAUCCCAGGACUCAUGAUGUAUGCCACCAUCUGGCUUCGUGAGCACAACCGGGUCUGUGACGUGCUGAAACAGGAGCACCCCACCUGGGACGAUGAGCGCCUCUUCCAGACCACACGCCUCAUUCUGAUUGGUGAGACUAUCAAAAUCGUGAUUGAGGAUUACGUGCAGCAUCUGAGUGGGUACCACUUCAAGCUGAAGUUCGACCCCGAGCUGCUGUUCAACCAGCGCUUCCAGUACCAGAACCGCAUCUCGUCCGAGUUCAACACCCUCUACCACUGGCACCCGCUGAUGCCUGACGCCUUCCACAUCCAGGACCAGGUCUACAGCUACAAGCAGUUUCUCUUCAACAAUUCCGUAGUCACGGACCAUGGCAUCCACAAUCUGGCUGAGUCCUUCACCAAGCAGAUUGCAGGCAGGGUUGCUGGGGGUCAUAAUCUUCCACCAGCAUUGAUGAUGGUUGCCAUGAAGUCCAUUGAGCACAGCAGGAAGAUGCGGUAUCAGUCACUGAAUGAGUACAGGAAACGCUUCAUGUUGAAGCCCUACACAUCAUUCCAAGAACUGACAGGAGAGACAGAGAUGGCAACAGAACUCGAAGAGCUGUAUGGAGACAUUGAUGCAAUGGAGUUGUAUCCUGCCCUAUUGGUGGAGAAGCCCAGGCCCAAUGCCAUUUUUGGAGAGACCAUGGUGGAAUUGGGAGCCCCAUAUUCUUUGAAAGGACUCAUGGGAAACCCCAUUUGCUCCCCGGAGUACUGGAAGCCUAGCACCUUUGGUGGCAAAGUUGGUUUUGAAAUUGUUAACACUGCUUCCCUGCAGAAGCUGGUGUGCAAUAACUUGAAGGGGUCCUGCCCAGUGGUGUCCUUUCACGUGCCUGAUGUAAAAGAUGCGGGCUCAGUUACUAUCAACUCCAGUACCUCACAAUCUAGACAAAGUGGCCUUAACCCCACUGUUAUUCUGAAAGAAAGAACCUCUGAAGAUAGAAGCUCUGAACUUUGAUAAAAUAGACAAAAAAGUAAAACAAGUAAAUCCACUGGAAGUAGACCAUAUUUGUGAAAUAUUUAUUAAUAUUAUAUUUAUUUAUUUAUUGUACUAAAUAUAUUUUUAUAAUUAUUUUCAGUGUUUUUUUUUACUCCUAUGGGGAAAACAUGCUGAAACAUCCACCGUAUCUUCUUUUAUUAUAUUUAUUUGUUAUUUAUUUAAUGUAUAAUUAUAUGUAUAAAGAUUUUAAUACUUGAACAAGAGUAGUUUGUAACUAUGUGAAUGAUCUAUGUAAAUUCUGUGAACAGCACACCCAGUGCCUGAGACAAAAACCUGACAAGAAAGUCAGCUGCACCGAGAAUUUUUUUAGCACUUUUUUGCAUAAAAUUGUUGCAUUUUAUGAAACUGAAAUAAAAACAAUAACUUUU